Aureobasidium vineae is the source of this 2067-nucleotide messenger RNA. The record is from the annotation of a GenBank genome assembly. Lineage: Eukaryota; Fungi; Ascomycota; Dothideomycetes; Dothideales; Saccotheciaceae.
AUGUGCUUACGGAGAGUUCCGGACUAUAUCCGAGCAGAAGAAAACUGGCGCAAAAGCAUCGACGAAGAUGACGACACAGACGUCUCUGCUGAGGUCUACGAGGAACUAGAGGAUCUCGGCUCGAUUCAAGGACAUGGAUGGCCAGGCUUGCGCGAAGCAGUAAUUGCACAUGGUGUCAGUCUUGUCCAUGAGAUUAUUAGAGAAAAGCUUGUAGCAACAGAGACCAGGGCAGAACUUGCAAGGAUACCUGCCAAAUAUGGUCUGCACAAAACGUCGGAAGACCUGCUCCUUGCUUACGCCCAAUCUUUGCCGCUCAAACGCCCUCUUGGUGUGGACUCUCGUCUAUUCAAUGGGUGUCUUUCAAGCCUGACGAUGAUACAACCAGCCGACGCCCAGAAUGAGACGUUUAUUCGCCUUCUUGAUACGCUAUUUUCUUCUGGUCGCUUGAAGAUUUCAUGGUUUGCGACCCGGGAUGUGGUCAGCCUGUCGAGUGGCAUGAUUAGAGCGCUAGCUUCACAAUCUGGAGAUUUUGGUCAUAUUCUGCAUUUCCUCCAGGGCCGCAUCUCUCAGGUCUCAGGAGCAGAAUUGGUACAGAAAGACGUGAAAAGACAGGAGCCAGAGGGUAACCUGGAUGUUUGGAUGAAACUGGAGAUGUCACUCAGCAAUACCACAGUCAGCAUCGUUACUGUGCUCACGGCGAUCGUCUUGAUAGAGCGCAACACACACGAUCCUAAUGACAGCUCGGAAAGAUGCACCGCUGCUGAAUCUCUCCUCGCACGCCUCUCGAUCAUCGUACUCGGGAGGCUAGGAGCCCCUGAACACGAAUUUAAUGCGAAGAGUCCAGUUCAACAGCGGACAGUGUGCUUCACUCUUCUUGCAAGCAGCCUCAUUCUGAGUGUCAAACGUGACAGGAACAGCACAAACCAAAUCUCACUCAAGCAAGAGGACAUCUUACAAGGAAUGGUUACAGUACAUGGAAACAAUGGCUCAGACCGCACUCAGUCGAUGGUUGAGCGUGCUGCUUCGUUUCUUGUCAAUCUGUCUCGAUGCUGCGAACAGAGCUUGCACAUGGACAGUCAAUCCUAUCUGGAAAGCCUUGUCCGAUCACUUAUGGAAGACCCUCAAGAUGGCUCCCAUACGACCAAGACGUUCUUAAAACAAUGGGCAAUGGAGAGUUCAUUGCUCUCUGCCAAGACCUCUGCCACACAAAGGAGCCGACACUUCUUGAGCGACGUUGAGGCUGCCAUGGCACAACAAAAGCCUCUGAGUGACCAGACCACAGCCAUUGCCUCGCACUCCAUGGAUGCUCACGUUGCAGAACAAGGACUACGAUGGGAAGAAGGUCUGUGUGAGUGGAUUGUCGCAUCACCGUUACGCACGAGGAAGGCCCAGAGAAUUACUGCUAUGGCAACCAGGAGCCACUCAAAUUCUUCUUCUUCUGAUCAAGACAGUGACCUGGACGACAGCGGCUACCUCAGCGAAGUCAAGGAAACACCGACACCCCAACGCAAGGUCAUCAGCAUAUCGGCCAUGCUAGCGUCACCGGAUGUGCUAGGUUUUGAUUCUGAGACGCCCUACUACCCCAAAAUUGAUCUCGAGGCACACAGAGCUACAAUCAAGUCACAAGGUGCAUCUCCAGCCAGGCAAUCUCCACAGCCUCUCGCUCCUCAGAGCAGAGCUUCAGAUGCAGUCCAAACUGUUGCCAAACCUCUGAAGACUGGUGGUCAGAUUACUGUGUCUGAAAAGACAUUGGAGAUAGUGGAAAGGCCAGCGAAGAGGAGAAAAGGCCAGGCCACGAUAGUGAUAAAGCCAAAAGUCGCAUCCACGGGUUUGAGAGCAGCCCAGCAAGCAUCUCGAUCUCCAGAAAAAGACUAUACCCAAGAGGAACGAUCCGAUUCGUCCGAGAGUGAGAUUGAUGAGCUGGCCAUGAGUUGCUCCAAGCCAAGGCAGAAGGUACCAGUUGCCAGGAAAGCAGUGCCACCAAAAUCCCUCAGUAAGAUCUCACUUCCAACCAAACGAGCCAGCGAUCAGUUUGUAGAUAUCAGCGAUGAUGAGUUGGGCUUUUGA